Molecule: messenger RNA, 171 nt
Organism: Mastomys coucha (southern multimammate mouse)
Lineage: Eukaryota; Metazoa; Chordata; Mammalia; Rodentia; Muridae
Product: beta-defensin 2-like
Exons: 2
Coding region: 1-171 (56 amino acids)
Biological process (GO): defense response
Cellular component (GO): extracellular region
Source: RefSeq, a predicted model, not a curated record
AUGGGAUGCUGCAAUUUUGUUGGAGAUCUAAGACGUAUUGGAUUCACAGCAAAUUUUGAACACUGCCACAACAAUGGGGGGUACUGUGUCAGACCCACUUGUCCUCCUUCUGCCAGACUUGAGGGGAGCUGUUUCCCAGAGUCGUCCCCCUGUUGCAAGUACAUGAAAUGA